Molecule: messenger RNA, 2491 nt
Organism: Carya illinoinensis
Lineage: Eukaryota; Viridiplantae; Streptophyta; Magnoliopsida; Fagales; Juglandaceae
Product: condensin-2 complex subunit H2
Exons: 11
Coding region: 189-2219 (676 amino acids)
Biological process (GO): mitotic sister chromatid separation; meiotic chromosome condensation
Cellular component (GO): nucleus; condensin complex
Molecular function (GO): chromatin binding
Source: RefSeq, a predicted model, not a curated record
UGUGACCAUAUGCUUCAAUCAGAUUCUUUGAAUUUCUCGCACUUUCUCUUCCAUUUUCUUUAGAAACUAUCAAAAGGAAAGCCCAAAUCAUCCAUUAUCGUAUUUUCCCCGUCCAAACUCGAAACCUAGUAUUUCCCUAAUGAAAUUCGGCACCUCUAUAAUGCACGACCGUACCCUCUCCGCAGAAGAUGACUAAUCCCCGAGAAGAACCAAGCGGCUUCCAUACGGUGCAUCCGGAGCGUGACCUGGAAUCUAAUUGGGAGGUGGACCUCGCCAACAGACUCGAAGAGUAUUUGUUGAAGAUUUGCUCCGGUGAGGUCCCAGAAGACGGUCAAGCCCCAAUCAAUUUCGCCGAAGCUGCUUUGCUACUUCAGGGUUCGGUGCAGGUGUAUAGUCGAAAGGUCGAAUACCUCUAUUCUUUGGUUUUGCGUGCUUUGGAGUUCCUUUCUGAGAAGAGGCAGCAGGAUCAGUUAAAGCACACAUCAACCCAGCCUGAAGAAAGUGGUUUCCAUCCAGUUGCUGAUGUAGAAAAUGAUCUGUUUUGGGGCUUAGAUGAUGUCCAAGUGGAAGCCAAGAAUUGCUUAGAUAGUCCGGCAGGCAAAGAUGCUCCUUUCAAACACUUUUUGAAGCCCCCUGCAAAUCUAGUUGUUCUUGAAGGUGAUUGCUUAGACAUUAGUGCUGAUGGUGGGGAAUUAGAGUCAUAUCUGUUGGCCACCAAUGAUCUAUACCAGGACUUUAUUUUAUUAGAUCCAUGUGAUGCUGUAGCAGUUGAUGAAUUUUUGAAGGGAAAUAAGGCUGGUAAAGGCCAGAAUGGUACUCACAGAGGCAGCUCAGCUCGCAGGAGCUUCCAAUCUCCUACAAGACAUUCUGGAGGAACAGCGCAAAAGUCAACUCUUAGAAAAAACCAGGAUGCUAGCGUCAGUCAAUUUCCUGGGCCUAAUAGCAACUCUGAUGUUAAUAAUAAUAAUGUUGGGGCAGAUCCUCCUGCUUGUGAAAAUUUAAAUGACAACAAUUGGGGAUUAGAUAUUGAUGAAAGAUAUUCAGAACCUGGGGAUUUUGAUGAUGAGGAUGAAAAUGAUCCUUGGAAGCCCUUGAAUCCCCACGAACCUGGGAACUUGAAAGUAAAGCCUUUUAGAAAAGUAAAAGCUUUUAAAAGGAAUGGGUUUAAUUCUUCAAAGGGAGCUUCUAUAACUACAAUUUUUCCGCUCGCUAGAUUGCAUGGUGCUAUUAGUCCAGAGCUCACAGAAAUCUGGGAGAUGCGACAUCAUGCUUUUGAAACACAAAGGGAGUCCCAGUCUCCUCCUUUAUAUGAAAAGUUGCGUCAGUCACUUAUAGAUGGAGGGCAUGAAACUUUCAAUACCUUUUGUGAUCCUGAUGAUGAGAAAGAUAACUAUCACUAUGAUAGUGGGAUCCCUGAUUUUGGGGAACCUGAUUUUGACGACUUGCCUGAGAAUAUGUGUAUGCAUGAAGAUAUACCCAUUCGCAAUGAAAAGGGUGAUGAUGGUGCUGCUCACUUUGAUACCAAUGAAGAUUUUGGACAAGAUCCAAAUUCUCAUACAAGCCUAGAAGAUCUUUGUCGCUCUCACCUAGAUGCUCUACUUGCUAGCAUAGCUGAAACUGAGAAUCAGACUGAAUUGGCUGCCCGGGUUUUGACAUGGAAACAGAAAAUAGAGCACAACUUGGAGGAGCAAGAAUCAUGCCCUCCAUUUGAUAUACAUGAGUAUGGUGAUAGGAUUCUAGACAAACUAUCCCUUGAAGCAUACAGUGGAGAUGUCAUGUCUUUUGGUGAUGUGGUGAAGGGACAGGAGAAGUAUGAUGUGGCUCGAAGCUUUUCUGCGCUUCUUCAAUUGGUGAACAAUGGAGAUGUUGGUCUAGAUAGGAGUGGAUUUGAUGGCCAGUCUAUAUGUCACACUGAUGUGAAUCCUUUUCACAUUCGUCUCCUCAGCCAUGACAAGAAGAGAGAGGAAACACAACUCAGGGUAACAAAAAAGAGAGCAAAAUCUCCAACUGGGAAAGAAUGCACCAAAACCAAAAGCAACGUGGACAAGUCUGGGAAAGAGAAAUUUCCAGUUGUACGUUCGUCCUCUACGGGAUAUAGAUCAAAUUGCAAGUUUUCUGGGAAGCUAGGAACAAUCGGCAGUGUUCGAUGUACUCCUGAAGGCAAGAGGAGACGAAGGUCAAGAUUUACUGAGCCAGUUGACCUACACCCUGCAGGGUAAAAAUGAUACCAUCAACAAGUUAGCCACUCUUCUAUAUUAAUUGAGAUUCAACACUUGUUGGAUUGCUUGGGUUCUCUCGUAGGUACCUCGUCAUUGUAGUUCUAGUUAACCAUGAUCAGCCGUUGGCUGUACUCUUUUUCCUUAACCUUAUUUCAUAUAUGUUCUUGUAAGUAGGUGUAAUUUUAUCAAUGUGCAAUGAUUUUAUUUUAGGGUAUGAAAGAAGACCAAAUUACUUUAACUCAAUUGGAAGACCUUGGAUGUUCACAAAUCAA